AUGAGGGGGCGACGAGCCACCGGCGGAUCCGGGGAGAGGGAGGCCAGGGCGGCGCAUCCAUCGGUUGGGGCGCGUGAGGUGAGGGGAGAUUUUAGAGGUGGCGGCAGCGGAGGAGGGCGGGUGGUGCCAGGUUGGAGGGUGAGGGCGGUUGGGACGACGUCGGGAGGGGGCGUGGAGGCACGGAGCGAGGUGGAGGAGGAUGCGGUGGUGGGGCCGUGCUCGUCGUCGUGGCGAAGAGGAUGGGGGCAUGGGGGCUGUGUAGGUGGUGCUGGCGGUGGCGCGCUGGAGCGAGGGCAGAAGAGGGACGUCCAGCACACCAGCGCCGUCCGACGCCAAUCGAAUGGCUUCAAAUCCUCCUACGCGCUCGCUGUGGCCCAGCAGUGCUCUGCGCCAUGCGGCCCAGUCCGGCCUGUAUUCGGGUGGAGGGAAAAAGCCAAUGAUGCCGGAAUUGGACCAAAGGCAGCACAUGGGUUGGCAAGUCGCCAAGUUGGUGGAUCACUUAAUCUUACCUACACCCUUCGUGAUCACAAGAACUAUUUGCGGAGCAAGCGCCAACGAGAGAUGACAUAUGGUCAAGCAGCAAACAUAUUCUGGGCUGAUGCUAAAAUGAUCACUGACUAUGCACAUUUUGGUGAUGUUGUUAGUUUUGACACUACAUUUGGAACAAACAAAGAGAGCAGGCCUUUUGGCGUGUUUGUUGGAUUCAAUAAUUUUAGAGAAACAGUAGUUUUUGGUGCGGCUCUUAUGUACGAUGAAACAUUUGAGUCAUUCAAGUGGCUCUUUGAGACCUUUCUAAAAGCACAUAAUGGCCGGCAACCUAAAACAAUGUAUACAGAUCAAGAUUUUGCAAUGGGAAAAGCAGUUGGAGAAGUAUUUCCAGAAGCAUGGCAUGGACUGUGCACCUUUCACAUUAUGCAAAAUGCUGCCAAACAUCUAACUCAAGAGAAGAAUGAAGAAUCAAGUAUUCUCUCAUAUUUUAGCGCAUGCAUGUAUGAGUACGAGGAUGAGGCAAAAUUUGAAGAGGAAUUUGACAUCAUGAGGAAAAAGGUGAGCAAGCAAACUUGGUUGCAUAGUAUAUACAAGUUAAAAGAAAAAUGGGCUGAAUGUUAUAUGAAGGAUGUUUUCACACUAGGAAUGAGAAGUACACAAUUGAGUGAGAGUUUGAACAAUGACCUGAAAAUUCAUUUCAAAUCUGAUUUUGAUAUCAUUCGGUUUCUUAAGCAUUUUGAAAGGGUGGUGCAAGGGAAAAGAAAUAAUGAACUGAAUUCGGAAUUUGAUUCAAGGAAAAAAUUACCUAGAAUCAAAAUGAGGACACCUAUGCUGUUGCAAGCUAGCAAGCUUUACACACCUGUUAUAUUCGAAGCUUUUCAAGGUGAAUAUGAAAGAUCCAUGGCAGCAUGCACCAAGGCAUUGGAUGGAAAUAAUGAAUAUCUUGUAGCAAUUGCGAGUCUUGAGGGAGAUUUGACCUUUGAGGAGGAGUACAAAGUUAUUGGUGAUCCUUUGGAGCAAACAGUCGUAUGCAGCUGCAGGCAAUUCAACAGAAUUGGGAUAUUGUGUGCCCAUGCUCUGAAAGUUCUUGAUUUGAUCAACAUCAAGUCACUGCCGACUCAAUACAUACUAAAGAGAUGGACACGAGAAGCACGGAGUGGAACAAUACAAGACAACCAAGGAAGAAACAUAAUUGAGAAUCCAAGGUUGGAUGUUAUGCUUCGCUAUAAAUUUCUAUCCCACAAAUUUCUCAAUUUGGCACAUCGAGCCGCCAGCUAUCCAGAAUGCAGCUUGUUAGUAAACAAUGCACUUGACAUGCUUAGCAAGCAAGUUGAAGAACAAAUCAAUGCAUGUACUAGUACUGCUGAUCCAUGUACAGUCUGCACAGAUGUUAUGCCUCCAAAUGACUUGUUGAGUAAUGCACGCCUAAAGAAAAAGGAGGUCCGCAUAAGAGUUUCAAAGCGAAAAAGAACUUGGCUUGAUAAGAAGCGCAAGACUAGGAAAAAAGGACAAAGUAAAAAAGGAAAAAGUUCAAUGGAACAAGAGGCUGGGGAAGAAGCACUCCAUGUUGGUGCAGCAACACAAGUGGCAAAUGAUAGUGCUUCUAAGGUCAAGGAGGAUUCUGGAGAAUACACGGUCCUUAAUAGCUUUACUCAACUCUUGAUGGGACCAGUCAAUGAUGAUCUUCUUACUGGAGAAUUAUUUUAG
This is a messenger RNA of Phragmites australis (common reed), 2196 nucleotides long. Its product is annotated as protein FAR1-RELATED SEQUENCE 5-like. Bases 1 to 2196 code for a protein of 731 amino acids. Gene Ontology annotation, molecular function: zinc ion binding. Gene Ontology annotation, biological process: regulation of DNA-templated transcription. The record is from RefSeq and is a predicted model, not a curated record. The transcript is spliced from 5 exons. Lineage: Eukaryota; Viridiplantae; Streptophyta; Magnoliopsida; Poales; Poaceae.